UUGGUAACCUAUUUUUAACCUAAACGAAAAAACGAUUUUGAGCGACAGACUGGAAUACUCAGGUGGCCGAUAGAGUGUGAUGUUAUUGGUUUAAAUAACUGACCAUCCAUAGAGAUGUGUUUAUGUGGUUAUUCUUUUCUCUCUCUCUCCCAAUUUCUGUCGUUUAAAAUAUCUUUAAUAAAAUUCUGACUGAUGUUCUCUGAUUUAAAUUUAAGUUGAACUAAUAACAGUAAAGUAUAACAGAAUUGAAAAAUAAAUGGAAGAGAAAAGAAAACAAAUUCUACUUCUGUUAAAAGACGGCGAAUAUACAAUAAUAACAGAAUCACCGUCGGGAGCCGAAGGCAAAUUUUGGUCUAUUUUGAGAAGAAUAAAAGAUUCAAAUGAGUCAUUUCUCCCAUUCGUUCAAUGUUCAAUAUGCAAUCAAUUGUUAACCUAUAAACCUCAAAACGGGAUCACAACUAUUAGUGGGCAUGUUGCGAACGGUUUGAAAAGUUCAGCAGUUAAAACAACAACAAAUUCAAUUGAUAAAUAUAUGAAGAAAGAUUUGAAAGUUACUCCAGAUGAAAAACGUUCGAUUACAAUAGCGUGUGCAAAAUAUUGUGCAUUUGAUAUGCGAUUAUUUAAUAGUGUGGAAGGUAAAUCUUUGUCGUUUCAGUUAUUAUGUAAAUCAUUAGUCGAUCUUGGUUAUCGUUAUGGUACUGCCAAAAUUGGCAUUCCAACACAGACAAGGCACAAGCGUGCAUAG
Molecule: messenger RNA, 745 nt
Organism: Didymodactylos carnosus
Lineage: Eukaryota; Metazoa; Rotifera; Eurotatoria; Philodinida; Philodinidae
Source: the annotation of a GenBank genome assembly